CGUUCACGAGUGCGAUACUUUCAUGAAAGCGGUGUUUUCAAACUUGAGCAAAUGUACAAAGAUUUGAUCAACAAACCACUCGAAGCGCACUACGCUCAAGAAGAUUGCGAGGCUCUUCUUCAGGUUUGUAUGGCUUAUGGGCAAGAGUUCAUCGACUAUGUCGAUUCGAAAGCCGUCCCAUUUCCUUACAAUACCAUCGUAUCUUCCAAUAAUAAUGAUAAUUUCUCAACAACUCAUCAAUAA
Molecule: messenger RNA, 243 nt
Organism: Anisakis simplex (herring worm)
Lineage: Eukaryota; Metazoa; Nematoda; Chromadorea; Rhabditida; Anisakidae
Source: the annotation of a GenBank genome assembly